AGGGUUCUUCCCUACCUUGCAGCACUACCAAGCUCUCAUCUUUCAUUUUGUUCCCUGUCCAAGUCUUUGAGUUGCUGUUGAGAAGAACAAAGAGAGAUGGCUACGCUUACGGUUCCAGACCCCAUCCCUUCUCCAGCUGAAGAUGCCGAGAAGCUUAGGAAGGCCUUCCAGGGAUGGGGGACUGAUGAGAAGGCAGUUAUUGCCAUAUUAGCACAUAGAGAUGCAGCUCAGAGAGAACAAAUUAGGUUGGCCUAUGAAGAACUUUACAAGGAGAAUCUCAUCACGCGACUUGAAUCAGAACUCAGUGGACACUUUGAGAGAGCAGUCUACCGUUGGAUAUUUGACCCAGUUGAGAGAGAGGCUAUUAUGGCUAAUGUGGCCUUGAAGAAGAAUGUGGAUUACCAAGUGAUCAUAGAAAUUGCAUGUGUGAAUUCCCCCAAGGAGCUUCUGGCAGUGAAACAGACCUAUCAUGCUCGCUACAAACACUCCUUGGAAGAAGAUGUUGCUUCAAACACAAUUGGAGACUUUCGGAAGCUCUUGGUUGCACUGGUGAGCACGUACCGGUAUGAUGGUGAGGAGACAAAUACAGGUUUAGCUAAAUCAGAAGCCAAGAUUCUUCAUGAUGUUAUUGAACAGAAGAUCUUUAAUGAUGAUGAGGUAAUCAGAAUUUUGAGUACUAGAAGCAAGGCACAACUUACUGCCACCUUUAAUUGUUACAAGGAUGAGUAUGGCUCUAUCACCAAGGCUUUGGCUGGUGAGUCUCCGAAUGAAUUUGCUUUGGCACUACGCAUAGCGAUCCGCUGCAUCACCUCUCCUAAGAAGUAUUUUGCGAAGGUUCUACGUCAUGGAGUCGACUCAGGAGCUGACGAAGAUGCUUUAACUCGCGUGAUUGUCAUGCAUGCGGAGAAGGACCUGAAGGAGAUCAAAGAGAUGUUUCAUAAGAGAACCAAUGCUGCUCUUGGACAUGCAGUAGCCAAAGUGACUUCAGGAGACUAUAAGAGCUUUCUCCUUGCUUUAAUAGGGGAUUGAACAUGGUGCCUCUGCAUGUGUUUCUACCCUUUAUGCCUAGUGGUCUUCUUCUAGUUUAUAAGUAUUGUGGAAACAUGGGCUGCUUUCCUUUGGGUAUGAGCUGCUGGUCUUGAGACAGUGAACUGCUUUCUGGUGCUGUGUUUUUUGUGUUCAUGUUGAACUUGGACGUAUUUCUGUUUCUCUUAAUAUUUUAGUGUCUAUGUGCUGUUAAAUAUUUUUGCUUCAA
Phoenix dactylifera (date palm) is the source of this 1255-nucleotide messenger RNA. RefSeq names its product annexin-like protein RJ4. Lineage: Eukaryota; Viridiplantae; Streptophyta; Magnoliopsida; Arecales; Arecaceae. The record is from RefSeq and is a predicted model, not a curated record. Gene Ontology annotation, molecular function: calcium ion binding; phosphatidylserine binding; calcium-dependent phospholipid binding. Gene Ontology annotation, cellular component: cytoplasm; plasma membrane. Gene Ontology annotation, biological process: response to cold; response to heat; response to water deprivation.